Molecule: messenger RNA, 5292 nt
Organism: Panicum hallii
Lineage: Eukaryota; Viridiplantae; Streptophyta; Magnoliopsida; Poales; Poaceae
Product: protein FAR1-RELATED SEQUENCE 5-like
Exons: 8
Coding region: 2603-4900 (765 amino acids)
Biological process (GO): regulation of DNA-templated transcription
Molecular function (GO): zinc ion binding
Source: RefSeq, a predicted model, not a curated record
AUCUAGGUAAAAAUGCCACAUAUUUUGUGAAUGGCUGUGAAUAAGUGGCAUGUGGGAAUCCUUGCACUCUUAGCUAUGACUUCGAGUGAUAGAGUUCGGAGCUGCCACGCUUGAAUCAUGGAAGGAUCUGCUCAUACAUCAUCAACAACUUGGCAGUACAAGGACACGAAUUCUGUUAUAUCAACAGAUUAUUUCUACUCUUGAUUCUCUGGUUACAUCACAUGCUGUCUUCAGUCUUUUUGAUGCAAUUUUGCUACGUCAUAAGUAAACUAUAUCAUCCCAACUGAACGAAUAUGCUGUAUAUAUUAAGCAUUCGUCGUCUAUAUUAUUUCUGAUAAGUUUGUGGGUAGGGUGGGGUAUGUUUACUAGCGGCCUCGGCUCGUUAAGAGCUCCAGCUAGCUCGUUUAGCUCGCGAGCCGAUGCAUCACAAAACAACAGAGUAGGAAAUAAGAGCAGAUCAAAAAUUGAACUAUGGAUCCGCCUUUGAGAUCAGUUGAUUGGGAUUGGAAAGAAAAUUGAUCUGUACACACACGAUGAAACACAUAAAAAAAAGACCCCUAAUAUCUGCAUCCAAAAAAAUUAUGACUGGAGAAAUCGAGCAAGAGAAGAACACGGAGUACCAAGCGGACCAAAAAAUGUUACUGCACACGGCUCCCUUUUCCUCUUUCCUUCUGCUUCUAUGCUCUUCCUCCUCUUGCUAGCACCGGCGCUGACUGAAUGGAAGAAACCGAGGCAGGCAAGCAGCGAGAAGAGGAAGAGAGCGAAAGGGAGUCACCGCGGCGGCGCAGCAGCCUGCUGCCUCCAGGAGCCGCGCCUUCACUAGCGCCCUGGCUCGUGGCAGCGCGAGAUGUGCGCUGCAGGCUGCCGCCUCCGCGCGCCUUUGCUUGCGUCUUUGGCUUGUGGGUUGUGGCGGCGGGGGACAGGAAAAGGAGACGGAGUGCGCGAGGGGAGACGAUCGGGUCUAGACCUAACCUGUUUGGUGAGUUAUUGGCCGAUUGGGCUUCUUGGCCGCUUGUUGGGCUGCUGGGCUUCUACUGCUGGCCUCAAGUUUUUGAUAUGCUCGAUUGGUGAAUUGUAAUGUUCAGCAUGAUAUAUUCAAAUUAUCUUUUGAAGAAUUGUGAUGUUCAAUUUAGCGAUGAAAAACUGUGCAAAUUCAAGGUACCCUUAAGGUGCACAUUUCCCAUGGUUUUGUGCAGUGGCAUUGCUCUACAAAUAAAAACAUUUCCAAAACAAGCAAGAGGUUUUAACCAAGAAUAAUCUGUGCAAACUGAUCUACUCCCUCUGACCCAAAAUAUAAGAGGUCUACGAGCUGACACUUUGACUAGCAUUUUCUAUGAAAAUAUAAUAUGUCAAAUAAAAAUAAUUAUACAUUAUGAAUGCACUUUUCAUGAUGAAUCUAAACAGCACCAAGUUUAUAUUUUCAAGCUAUAUAAGUUUAUCAUAUGUUGACAAUCAAAGCUAUAAAAGUUUGGCUGACAUGAAUUCUAAUAUGACUUAUAUUUUGGAUAGGAGCGAAUAUUGACGAUCUGUGCAGAACCUUUCUUAUCAGUAGACUAUUUAUAUUGUUCGAUUACAUAUUCUUUUGUAUUCAUUACAUGUACUGGUUAUUUGCAAUCUACGUAAAAAUGCCACAUAUUUUGUGAAUAUCUGUGAAUAAGUGGCAUGUGGGAAUCCUUGCACUCUUAGCUAUGACAUAGAGUGAUAGAGGUACGUACAUACGAAGUUACAUAUAUACAUUCCAAUUAAAAUUCAGUAGAUUUUUAUUGCCAGAUGUACAUUCCGUUUAUAUAUAAUAACUGAGGAGUUUCUGAAUCCUGGUCAGUUGAUUCGUGUACAAAUAAUCAUACAUUAUGUUAUUGGUCUUGGCGCUGGUGGUUUGGAGCUGCCAUACUUGAAUCAUGGAUCUCCUCAUACAUCAUCAGCAACUUGGCAGUACAAGGGCACAAAUUCUGUUUUAUCAACCGAUUAUUUCUACUCUUGAUUCUUUGGUUACAUGGUGUCUUCGGUCUUUUUUCUGUCAUUUUGCUAUGUAAUAAGUAAACUAUAUCAUCAAAAUUGAACAAAUAUGUUGUAUUGAGCAUUCGUUGUUUUAUCUUUCUAAUAAGUUUGUGGGCAGGGUGGGGUAUCUUGCAAUUGGAUAUUCCCAUUUUUCAAAUAAUAUAAUCCAAAUAAAAGUAACAUGAUGCUCAGAAUAGGUACAAAUUGCAUGCCUUAGGUGCUUCUUCAUUUGGCAAAACCUCUACCAUCUACAGGAAUCAGAAAGUGGAGAUCAGCUCUCAGGAAAAAAAUUCUCUACAUCCGGCUGCAGAGAAGCGGCACUGCAGCCUGGUGCCGAUUCGUGACACGCGUCCAGUCCACGCAUCUUAAAGCAACGGAGCUCCCAAGCCCAUUAACCUCGGCUCGGCUCAAAGAAACAGUUUAUUCGUAUCGUUUUCUCGUUUAUGCAGAACAGAAAGACACAAUCACGGAAUAGAAACUAGGGGCCUAGGGCAGAAAAAAAAAACAACAACGCAGCGCCGCCGCCACGAUCGUUGCCUCUCCUGCGUUGCUUCGUAGCCAUCCGCACCUCCUCCUUCAAGAUAAAGGAAAAGGACACGAGCACAUGGCAGGACAAGAGGACGUGGCAACACAAUCUGGGCUUCCUUCUGCACAUGAAAACACCGCAGUAAUAAUUGAGGAUCACGAAGCCAACGAGCAGCGGUUACAAUCUCUUAUGCUCCCUUUCGCAUGUGAAGACUCUGCAACCAUUGGUGAUCAUAGAGCCACUGAUCAGCAGAAAACACAGACACUGCACACAACAUCAUUGACUAUUGGUGAAAAUGCUCAAGGCGAUGACAACACAAUCCCUGAAUCAAUGGCAUGUCAGGCUAAUGAGCAUGGGCCAACUGUGAUCGUUCCUGAAGUUGGAAUGUCUUUUGAGUCCGGAGAAAGUGCAUAUGAGAUGUACAACACAUAUGCCGGUAUGGUUGGGUUCAGUAUCAGAAAACAUGACACAAAGCGUAGAGCGGAUAAAACAAUGUCAUCAAAAGUGAUAGUUUGCAGCCAACAAGGGCAUGGAGAUGCUAGUUCAUCAAAGGGCAGUUCAAGGACAGGUUGCAAUGCUCGUGUUUUGUUCAGUAUAAGCAGAGAGGGAAUUUGGACAGUGCAACAUGUUGAGCUUGAACAUAAUCAUUAUAUGGCUAGUCCAGGUAAGACACACAUGUUGAGAUCCCAGCGGCGGGUUAUGGAAGCUGACAGAAAACUCAUUAGUCAAAUACGAGAAGCCGGGAUGAAGCCGUCACAAGUGUACGAAUUUAUGAAACAAUUCUAUGGUCGCGCUGAAAAUGUUCCAUUCUUGAAGAUUGAUUGCUGUAAUGAAAUUGGUCGCGAACGGAAGAAGUAUUUAGAAUGCAAUGACGCACAAACUUUGUUGGAAUACUUGAAGAACAAGCAGAUGGAGGAUCCCACAUUUUUUUAUGCCAUUGAAAUAAACAAAGAAAAUGGACGGAUAACCAAUUUUUUUUGGGCUGAUGGUCAGUCUAUUAUGGAUUACAAAUGCUUUGGUGAUGCUGUGUCAUUUGACACUACAUUUCAAACAAACAAAUUUGAAAUGCCUUUUGCUCCACUACUUGGAACCAACCACCACAAGCAGACAAUCAUUUUUGGUGCAGCAUUGUUAUUUGAUGAAACUAUUCCCUCAUUUAUCUGGCUCUUUGAAACUUUUUUGACAGCAAUGUCGGGUAAGCACCCAAGCACUAUUUUCACUGAUCAGGAUGCAGCCAUGGCAGGAGCAAUUGCUUAUGUAUUCCCAAAUACAAGUCAUCGUCUUUGUUUGUGGCACAUUUAUCUUAAUGCUGCAAAACAUCUUAGUCAUGUAAUUAAUAAGCACCCUAAGAAGUUUUUACCUGCUUUCAAAAGUUGUGUCUAUGAAGAUAGAUCAGAGGAGUGUUUUGAAGAAAAGUGGAAUAAAUUGUUGACAGACUACAGCCUGCAAGAGAAUUCAUGGAUGCUAAAUUUAUAUGAUUUAAGAAAAAAGUGGGCUGCAGUUUAUCGUGAUUCUUUUACAGCUGAUAUGACGACAACCCAAAGGAGUGAAGGUAUGAAUAAUGUCUUUAAGAAAAGAUUCCGUAGGAAACUUGGUCUUUCUGAACUCAUUGUGGAAUGUGAAAAGGUUUCUGCUUCUCUUCGUGGAAAUGAGUUGUAUGAAGAUUUUAAAUCACGUACGAAGGAUCCAGUUAAGUACAUCCCAGAUUUUCCUUUGUUGAAGACAGCUGCUGAAUCUUAUACAAGAAGGAUGUAUAAAGAGUUCGAGGAAGAAUUUAAAAGUCAGUUUUCAUUUACCUGCAAGUUAGUACAAGCUGAGGGGUCUAUAUCAACAUUCAUGGUUACACAUAGGGACUCAAAUGUUGGAGCAACAGUUGUACUCAACACUACAGAUAAGACUAUUACAUAUUCUUGCAGGAAGUUUGAAUCCAUAGGUAUAUUGUGCAGGCAUGCCUUGAAAGUAUUCAAUAUGACCGAUAUUUUCAUGUUACCGUCUCAGUAUAUUCUGAAUAGAUGGACAAAAUAUGCAAAAAGAGGUUUUUAUGUUGAGAAAAAAGGAAAGGAGAAAGAAAACUUGAAAGCACAUGCCGCACGACUGUCUCGAAUGGCAACAUCUCUUGCACUGAAGUGUUCAGUGUCAAAACCACUUCUUGAUGAUUUGGAGAGAGCAUUACAGAAGCUGGAAUUGGAGGCUGAUCAUUCACUAAACAAGAUGGAAGAAACUGAUUUUCCUGUAAUUUCAAAUGACUGCAGUAUAGAUACAGUAAAUAGUAAAAUAUCAUUUAGAGUUCCUGAGGUAGUAAAAGGUUCAAAAAAUAAACGAGCAAAGAAUGCUGUUGAAAAGAAUACAGGGAAGAAAAAGGAAAAGUUCUUCUGAUAAAGGGAAAGGUUCACGGAAAAUAGACCAAAAUACAAAACAUGAUCAGGAUCCAAAACAGUUGAAUACAUCUUUUGAUGAAAGUAUUGGUGCUAAUAUGACAGUACACAAUGUUGUAACCAAUGAUGUGUAUGCGGAUUUUCCAGCCAUGGUUGCUCUAUUGAUGCCAGGAGGAUAUACAAGCCUUUUACUUGGAGUUGAUCAAGAAGCAUCAGCUGCUCGAAAAUUGCAUUUUGAUGAAGCACAUAAGCAGUAGACACUCUUUGUAAAUUUCGAUGUAACUGGAGCUGUAAUAAUCCAUUUCCGUUGUUUUUGUGACAAUAGAAAUCAGAACUGAUCACUACAGAAAAUUGAUCACUGGCUAAUAAAGAGUAUAGAGGUUACAGACCAAA